Molecule: messenger RNA, 1158 nt
Organism: Miscanthus lutarioriparius
Lineage: Eukaryota; Viridiplantae; Streptophyta; Magnoliopsida; Poales; Poaceae
Source: the annotation of a GenBank genome assembly
AUGCACGGCCGCCGGCACCCCGCGGCGUCCCUAGCCCGGGCCCUGACCCAGGCGCCCUCCCGCUCCAUCUCCUCCACCCCAUCUCUCCUCCAAACCCUCGACCCCUCAGUGCCGUCGCCGUCGCCUCCCGCCGCGGAACCAGGGCGGCUCGCGGAGCUGCGGCGGCGGCUGCAGGCGGACGCGCCGUCGCUGGGCGACUUCACGUACUCGGUGGAGGUGGGGACGCGGCAACGCCCGCUGCCCAAGCCCAAGUGGAUGAAGGAGACCGUGCCCGGCGGCGCCAAGUACGCGGCCAUCAAGGCCAAGCUGCGGGAGCUGAAGCUGCACACCGUCUGCGAGGAGGCCCGGUGCCCCAACCUCGGCGAGUGCUGGUCCGGCGGCGAGACCGGCACUGCCACCGCCACAAUCAUGAUCCUUGGGGACACCUGCACGCGCGGCUGCAGAUUCUGUAAUGUCAAGACAUCUCGAACACCUCCUCCACCGGAUCCUGAUGAGCCUUCCAAUGUUGCUCAAGCUAUUGCCUCAUGGGGCCUUGAAUAUAUAGUUAUCACAAGUGUUGACCGGGAUGAUCUACCUGAUCAGGGCAGUGGUCACUUUGCUGAAACAGUACAAAAGUUGAAGGCUUUGAAGCCAGAAAUGCUUAUUGAAGCACUCGUACCUGAUUUCCGUGGAGAUCCAAGCUGUGUAGAGAAGGUUGCAACUUCUGGAUUGCAUGUUUUUGCGCACAAUAUUGAAACUGUGGAAGAGCUUCAAAGAAAUGUCAGAGACUACCAUGCAAAUUUCAAACAAUCUAUUGAUGUUCUGAAAAUGGCAAAAGAGUAUGGUCCUCCUGGUACCCUUACAAAGACAUCAAUAAUGCUGGGUUGCGGGGAGACUCCAGAUCAGGUUAUUAGCACCAUGGAAAAAGUGCGGGCUGCUGGUGUUGAUGUUAUAACAUUUGGCCAGUACAUGAGGCCAUCAAAACGUCACAUGCCUGUUUCUGAGUAUGUUACGCCUGAAGCUUUCGAGAAGUACCGGGCCCUUGGUGUUGAAAUGGGGUUCCGCUAUGUUGCAUCUGGGCCAAUGGUUCGAUCCUCCUACAAGGCAGGUGAGUUCUACAUCAAAGCUAUGAUUGACGCCGAUCGAGCAAAGGCAACCACUGCAGAUUCAAGUGCAUAA